Messenger RNA from Poecilia latipinna (sailfin molly), 828 nucleotides. Its product is annotated as myosin-6-like. Gene Ontology annotation, molecular function: microfilament motor activity; actin filament binding. The transcript is spliced from 5 exons. The annotation marks the transcript as partial. Gene Ontology annotation, cellular component: myosin II complex; myosin filament; cytoplasm. The record is from RefSeq and is a predicted model, not a curated record. Lineage: Eukaryota; Metazoa; Chordata; Actinopteri; Cyprinodontiformes; Poeciliidae.
AGUUUCAGUCCGAGCCGGACCGUCGAGUCCGGUGUGUGUGAAUCCGCGUGAGAGUCUCUGGGUGCUGCGUCAGUUUCUUUCUUUUUUUUUUUUUUUUUAAUUAUCACUCCUGCAUGCUCAUUCAGACGAGGAAGGGAUGAGGGAGAGAGAAGAGCUCAAGCAAGCCAAGGAGCAGAGCGAGUUGCUCCUGUCCAGAAUCCAUGAACUUGAGGAGGAGAACAAUCAACUUAACAAGGAAAAGAAUGAGGUGAUCACCAAAUGCCAAGUCGAGCAGGAGAACGUCCAGGUGUCCGAACAGCGCUGCACCCAGCUGGAGAAGGCCCGGCGGGAGCUGGAGCGGCAGCUGUCGGGCCUUUCGGAGCGCCUGGAGGAGGAGGAGGCCUGCUCGGCAACGCUGGUCCUCCACCGGGACAGGCUGGAGGCGGAGUGCGGCAGCCUCAGACGAGACCUGGACGAUCUGGAGAGCGCCCUGACCGCGGCCGAGCGGGACAAACAGCUGUCAGACGGCGAGGUGAGGAAGCUGACCGAGCAGCUGCUGCAGAGGGACGAAGCUGUGCAGAAGCUCCAGAGGGAGAAGGAACAUUUGGUGGAGCUGAGCCAGCAAGCGAUUGAGGAUCUGCAGAUGGAGGAGGACAAAGUGAACCUGCUGACCAAAGAGAAAACCAAGCUGCAGUUGCAAGCCGAAGAUUUGGAGUUCCAGCUGGAGCGGCUCCAGCGUGGCGAGCCUGAGAAGGCCAGGAGGAAGCUGGACGCUGACAGCAGAUCUACUAAGGACAGCUUAGGAGAGGUGGAGAAGAUGAGGAGUGGUUUGGAAGAUCUUAUCAAAAG